Molecule: messenger RNA, 1716 nt
Organism: Ziziphus jujuba (common jujube)
Lineage: Eukaryota; Viridiplantae; Streptophyta; Magnoliopsida; Rosales; Rhamnaceae
Product: protein VARIATION IN COMPOUND TRIGGERED ROOT growth response-like
Exons: 5
Coding region: 1-1716 (571 amino acids)
Biological process (GO): signal transduction; defense response
Molecular function (GO): ADP binding
Source: RefSeq, a predicted model, not a curated record
AUGGCUUCCUGUUCUCUUUCUUCCGCAAUCUGCCCUCGAGAAAAGCAUGACUUUCAAGAAAAAUAUGAUGUGUUCCUCAGUUUUAGAGGUAAAGACACUGGCAAUACAUUUGCUAGAUAUCUUUAUGGAGCUUUAUGUGCAAAGCAAACCUCAACUUUCAUGGAUGAUCACGGAAUUGAGAGAGGAGAUGAAAUUUCGCCCACAUUUAGCGAAGCUAUCGAGGAAUCUAAAAUUUCGGUAAUCAUUUUCUCGGAAAACUAUGCUUUCUCCACAUGGUGUUUGGAUGAACUGUUGCAAAUUCUUGAAUGCAAGAAAAACAAUGGGCAGAUUGUUAUGCCAGACUUUUAUGGCAUAGAUCCUUCGGUCAUACGAAAACAGAACGGGAGUUAUGGAGUUGCAUUUGCUGAACUUGAGCAACGUUUCAAGGAUAGAAUGGAAAAGGUGCAACAAUGGAGGGACGCUUUAGCAGAAGCAUCCAAUCUAUGUGGCUUCGAUUCAAAGGCUUUCAGACCUGAGGCAAAGUUAGUUCAAAAAAUUGUAGAAGAUAUUUCAUUGAAAUUGCCAGACUACCCUCCUUCAAAUGAGCAUUAUAAGGGGUGCCUCAUGGGAAUUGAAAAACAUAUCAAGGAAAUUAAAUCAUUAUUAUGCAUUGGCUCAAUAGAUGUUCGUAUUAUAGGUAUUUGGGGCAUGGGAGGUAUUGGGAAAACCACCCUUGCUAGUGUUGUAUAUCAAGAGCUAUCAUAUUCUCAGUUUGAAGGUUGCUCUUUUCUUCCGAAUAUUAGGGAAGAAUAUGCAAGAUGUCGACCAAAUCAUUUGAGAAAGAAGCUUCUAUCUGAAUUAUUAAAUGAUGUAGCUAUUUCAAAAAUGGAUACCCCAUUUGUAGCUUCACCAUAUAUUACUGACAAACUUCACCAUAAAAAGGUACUCAUAGUUCUGGAUGAUGUGGAUGACUUAAUUCGAUUAGAUUCUUUAGUUGAAGGUUAUGAUCAACAUGCUCCUGGAAGUAGAAUUAUUGUUACAAACAGAAAUGUGCAAAUGGGACAAAAAAUUGUUUGUGAUGGACAUACAGAACCUGGUGAUCGUAGUAGGCUUUGGGAUGUUAAGGAUGUUUGCCACUUAUUGGAAAGAGAUACUGGAACUGUAGCAGUUGAAGUCAUAUCAUUCAACAUGUUCAAAAUGACUAGAGAUGUAAAAAUGUGUCGUGCAGCCUUAUCGAAGACGACACCAAUAGAAACAUUGCACUUGUCAAUUAUGAGUCUUUCUGGUCUUGUUGAAUUAGAUUUGUGUAAUUGCAAACAACUUAAAACUCUUCCAACAAGCAUUUGGAAGGUGAAAUCUCUUCAAUCAUUCUAUCUGACUGGUUGUGUAAAACUGGGAAAGUUUCCUGAAAUCUCAGAGCCUAUGGAACACUUGACAAGUCUUUGGUUACAUGAAACAGGGAUCAAAGAGUUACUGAAGUUCAUUGAUAAUCUAAUUCCCCUCGAAUCGGUAGACCUAAGACGUUGCAAGGAAAUUGAAUUUCUCCUAGACAAGUUGUCUGAUUUGAGGAAACUAAAGUAUUUGCUCCUCAAACAUUGUUCGAAACUUCAAGAAUUGCCUCCUUUAGCACCUGCUUUGUCAUCAUUGUCGGUUGAAGAGUGUGAGAGCUUGAAAUCAAUACCAGACCUUCCACUAUUUUGUACAUUAUUGGAAGGAAAAUAUUGCUUGGCCAGCUGA